UCAUCCUUGUUGUUGUCCAUAUUAUCACUUUGCUACAAACUUUCACAUAUUCCCCCCCUUUCAAAAACCUAGGCUUUCAAUUCCGAUCAAUUUUCCGGCGACGCCACUGCCACCGGUGAUGGCGAUACCACAUUCUUACGACCCGUUAUACUACAAUCUUCCGACCCUUCCACCACCGGAAUAUUCCGUUUACGAUGACCCAAAUGCCAUUAACACACUCUUUGUUUCGGGUCUACCUGACGACGUUAAAGCGCGUGAGAUACACAAUUUGUUCCGCCGGCGGCCUGGUUUUGAUUAUUGUCAACUUAAGUACACCGGCCGUGGCAAUCAGGUUGUUGCAUUUGCAACUUUUGUAAACCAUCAAUCGGCGAUGGCAGCUCUUCAUGCUUUGAAUGGUGUUAAGUUUGAUCCUCAAACUGGGUCUACUUUGCAUAUUGAACUUGCAAGAUCAAAUUCCAGACGAAAGAACAAACCAGGACCCGAUGCUUAUGUUGUUAUCGAUAACAGAUCCAAAGCUACUAAAGAUAACCAAGAAUCGAGUUAUGAUGGCAACAGUGAAUCAGAAGAAGCAGCUGAGCCUGAUCAACAUACUUCAACAAAGAGCAGUGAUGAUGAGACAGCUGUAGAUCCUGACAAUACCGGAGCUGCAGAAAAUGAGCAGGAGCAGGACCAGACAGAAAGUACAGUCGACGGAGCAUGUUCAACAUUGUUUAUUGCAAAUUUAGGUCCCAAUUGCACAGAAGCUGAGCUAAGGCCUGUUGUCUCUAAAUACCCGGGUUUUAACACACUUAAGGUGCGUAAUAGAGGUGGAAUGCCUGUCGCAUUUGCUGAUUAUGAGGAAGUAGAGCAAGCUACUGAGGUCAUGAAUUCCCUUCAGGGAACCACACUACCUUCAUCAGACCGUGGAGGCAUGCAUAUAGAGUACGCAAGGUCUAAAAUGAGAAAGCGGUGAGAGGUCAAGGUUUUUUAGGAUAAUCUUGAUACAAACGGAAGUGUAUCUAAUUUUUAUCUGUAAUGAUAGUUUGUUGUUGAAUAUGCUAGAAAUGUACGUAUUUGAUGGAUCCUAGUUAACAUGGAUUGAAUAUAAGGUUUACCAUUUGGAA
Messenger RNA from Erigeron canadensis, 1103 nucleotides. RefSeq names its product U2 small nuclear ribonucleoprotein B''. The record is from RefSeq and is a predicted model, not a curated record. Gene Ontology annotation, molecular function: mRNA binding. Bases 119 to 952 code for a protein of 277 amino acids. Lineage: Eukaryota; Viridiplantae; Streptophyta; Magnoliopsida; Asterales; Asteraceae. The transcript has 10 exons.